Messenger RNA from Pistacia vera, 2407 nucleotides. Its product is annotated as urea-proton symporter DUR3. The transcript has 9 exons. Gene Ontology annotation, cellular component: plasma membrane. Gene Ontology annotation, molecular function: urea transmembrane transporter activity. Lineage: Eukaryota; Viridiplantae; Streptophyta; Magnoliopsida; Sapindales; Anacardiaceae. Bases 238 to 2271 code for a protein of 677 amino acids. Gene Ontology annotation, biological process: urea transmembrane transport. The record is from RefSeq and is a predicted model, not a curated record.
UCUUUGGCAGGCAAAGAGUUGGUCAUAACUCUUAAUUUGGUAUCUUUACAACAAGAAAAUUUAGCCUCUGUAUAUCCGUAUUAGUCGUUUGGAUUUUGUUACAGAAAGAGAUGGUGGUUAACUGAGUGAAGACUGAAGAGAGCUCAGAAGAAACUGAAGGAAUUGGAAGAUGGGUUCUCAGUGCCCACCUCUUACUUUCUCGGGAAAAUAUUACCAUGUUUCCGAAGAUCUAACAGGAUGUGUGAGACAGAGCAGUUUCUUCCAAGGAAAAACUGUGUUGAAUCAGGGCGUUGGCUACUCUGUUAUUCUUGGUUUUGGCGCUUUCUUUGCGGUCUUCAUCUCCUUCUGGUUUGGCUAGAGAAGCGAUAUGUGGGGUCUCGCCACACAUCUGAAUGGUUCAACACUGCAGGCAGGAAUGUUAAAACUGGGCUAAUUGCUAGUGUGAUUGUAUCCCAGUGGACAUGGGCUGCUACAAUUUUGCAAAGUUCCAAUGUUGCUUGGGAGUAUGGAGUAAGUGGACCUUUCUGGUAUGCAAGUGGAGCCACCAUCCAGGUACUUCUGUUUGGUAUAAUGGCCAUAGAGAUUAAAAGAAAGGCUCCCUAUGCUCAUACUGUUUGUGAAAUUGUCAAAGCCCGUUGGGGGACUCCUGCACAUCUUGUUUUUCUUGGUUUCUGCUUCUUGACAAAUAUCAUAGUGACCGCCAUGCUGCUCCUUGGCGGUUCUGCUGUUGUAAAUGCUCUUACUGGAGUAAACAUUUACGCUGCCAGCUUUCUAAUACCGCUGGGAGUCAUUGUCUACGCUCUUGCAGGAGGACUCAAAGCCACCUUCUUGGCAAGCUAUAUUCACUCUGUAAUAGUUCAUGUGGUAUUAGUCAUCUUUGUGUACCUAGUUUACACGGCGAGCAGUGAGCUCGGUAGUCCCAGUGUGGUAUACAACCACCUACUGGAGGUUGCAAGCAAGUCAAGGAUAUGUCAAGAGCCAUUUUCCCAUGAUGGGCAAUCCUGUGGCCCUGUUAAUGGAAAUUACAAAGGCUCUUACUUAACAAUGUUGAGUUCUGGAGGGCUUGUGUUUGGAAUCAUAAACAUCGUCGGCAACUUCGGCACUGUUUUUUUUGAUAAUGGAUAUUGGGUGAGUGCUAUUGCUGCAAGGCCUUCAUCAACACACAAGGGCUACUUGUUGGGUGGACUGGUGUGGUUUGCAGUGCCAUUCUCUUUGGCAACAGCGCUUGGUCUGGGAGCUCUUGCACUUGAUUUACCAAUAACAGCAAGUGAGGCGGGCCAUGGACUUGUUCCUCCUGCUACUGCUAUUGCUUUGAUGGGAAAAGGCGGAUCAAUUCUUCUUCUUACUAUGCUUUUCAUGGCAGUGACAUCUGCUGGCUCCUCUGAGCUAAUUGCAGUUUCCUCUUUAUGCACAUAUGAUAUCUACCGCACUUACAUAAAUCCAGAAGCAAGUGGGAAAAAGAUUCUCAAAGUUUCAAGAGGAGUUGUAUUAGGCUUUGGUUGUUUCAUGGGCUUGUUAGCAGUGAUUCUGAACAAAGCUGGAGUUUCAUUGGGUUGGAUGUAUCUUGCGAUGGGAGUGCUUAUCGGUUCAGCAGUCCUCCCAAUAGCUUUCAUGCUUCUAUGGAGGAAGGCGAAUGCAAUCGGAGCCAUUGCUGGAACGAUUUCUGGUUGCGUUCUUGGCAUUGUAACGUGGUUAUCGGUCACAGCAGUUGAAUAUGGCAGAAUAAACCUUGACACUACUGGCAGAAAUGCCCCGAUGCUUGCCGGAAACGUUGUUUCCAUACUCACCGGAGGAGCUGUUCACACAGUGUGUAGUCUUUUAUGGCCUCAAAAUUAUGACUGGGAUACCACUAAGCAGAUCACAGUGGUUGAAAAAGAGAAAAGUGAGCUACCAGAAGAAGAGUUCAAUGAGGAAAAACUAAUAAAAGCAAAAUCAUGGAUAGUGAAAUGGGGUGUUGGUUUCACUAUUGUGAUUGUCAUAUUGUGGCCUAUUCUCUCUCUUCCAGCAGGGAAAUUCAGUUUGGGAUAUUUCAAAUUCUGGGCGGUGGUAGCCAUAGCAUGGGGCACAAUUGGAUCAGCAGUGAUUAUAGCUUUGCCAUUAAUUGAAAGUUGGGAAACCAUCCAAAGUGUUUGCCUCGGCUUGUUUACAAAUGACAGACUUAUGGAAAAAGUUGAAGAAAUGAAUCUCAAACUGCACACGAUAAUGCUAGCAGUUCCUGAAGCCGAGCAAAAUUACUUGCUUCAGAAAGAGAAGGCAAAAAACAAAGAUUGAACACAAAAACAAGCUUAAUGAGCCUUUGCAUUACAACAUUAAACAUUUCAACAGAUAAAUAUUAUCAAGCAUUUGGGUACAUAUGGUUUCAACUGUAUAAAAUUUAGCUUCUUUGGCAAUAAAUUUGGAAUGUCGU